UUAUCAGUCACAUGACUAAGCAUCCGCACUAGAUUAUAGUCUCUCAUAACCUGAGAUAUUUUUGGGUGUUGGCUCUAUAUAUUGUUAAACCCUAGCCGCUUCGUUUGUAUUCAUUCGUUUCCUUCGGUCUUAACCCCUCUUCCUUUCACUGAGCUUUUUGUAGACCCAAAAGACUACAAAUGGCUUUCUCUGGUAAACUUGGUGGCCUCCUUAGGCAAACCAUUUCUCAGAAUAUACAGUCACCCAUGGCAUCUAUGCUUAAUUCUGUUCGUUGCAUGUCAUCAAAGCUUUUUGUAGGAGGUCUUUCAUAUGGAACUGAUGACCAAUCACUAAGAGAUGCAUUUUCUGGCUUUGGUGAUGUUACUGAAGCUAGGGUUAUAUGUGACCGAGAAUCUGGUCGGUCGAGGGGUUUUGGUUUUGUUAGCUUCUCCAGCGAUGAUUCCGCAAGCUCAGCAUUGACUUCCAUGGACGGUCAGGCUUUACAAGGAAGAAACAUCCGUGUAACGUACGCUACCGAACGAUCUGGCCCGCCUCGUAACAACUUUGGCGGCGGUGGCGGUGGCGGUUACCGUGGUGGUAACUCUAGGGAGGAUGACUUUUAAGCUCUGCUCGCGUGGUGUCGACUGGUUUCCGGCUUUAAUAGUUUCUUAGGUUUUAUGGUUUCAUGAUUAUUUAAUUAAUUAGCUGAACUAUGGAAUGUUUAUGUUCACUUUAUACAAAGUGUUUGCCGGUUUCUUGUUA
Humulus lupulus (European hop) is the source of this 741-nucleotide messenger RNA. Its product is annotated as glycine-rich RNA-binding protein 4, mitochondrial. The transcript has 5 exons. The record is from RefSeq and is a predicted model, not a curated record. NCBI's taxonomy places the organism in Eukaryota, Viridiplantae, Streptophyta, Magnoliopsida, Rosales, Cannabaceae. Bases 180 to 602 code for a protein of 140 amino acids. Gene Ontology annotation, molecular function: RNA binding.